Molecule: messenger RNA, 1647 nt
Organism: Bathycoccus prasinos
Lineage: Eukaryota; Viridiplantae; Chlorophyta; Mamiellophyceae; Mamiellales; Bathycoccaceae
Exons: 1
Coding region: 1-1647 (548 amino acids)
Biological process (GO): endocytosis; endosomal transport
Cellular component (GO): intracellular membrane-bounded organelle; cytoplasm; plasma membrane
Molecular function (GO): protein binding; GTP binding; calcium ion binding
Source: RefSeq, a predicted model, not a curated record
AUGGCUUCUCCUUUUGCGGACGAGAAACUCUACCGCCAGUGGUUUCCGUUGUGCGACACGGACAACGACGGACGAAUCACCGGGAACGAUGCGGUUGUUUUUUUCUCGAAGUCUUCUCUCAAUCAGCAAGCGUUGGCGAAAGUUUGGGGGUGCGCGGAUUUGAACCGACAAGGGUAUCUCGAUAAAGAUGGAUUCAUUCGAGCGAUGCGAGUGAUCGCGUUGGCGCAAAUUGGCGUGUCGCCGUCGGUGGCGAAUUUGCAAACGGAGUUGGAGAGAAGGCAAGGCGAGAUGCCUUUGGCGAAGAUGGAAGGUUUGGACGAAACGAGCGGACGGAAAGAAGACGACGAUGAUUUCACGUCCAAUCCGUUCAUGGCAUCGCCGGGGGAAAAGAUCAAAGAUGGGAGGAAUAAAGCGUCGAACAUGUUGGGAGGCGGCGCGCAGACGAAGAAAGAGAAGAAGCGGCAGGCGAAGGUGGACGCGAAGACGGUGACCGGCAUCGUCGACGGGUUGAAGUUGUUGUACAAGACGAAGAUUAAACCUUUAGAAGAGGCGUAUAAGUUUGGUUCGUUUUAUGGACCGCUGUUAACGGAUGGUGAUUUCGACGGGAAACCGAACGUUUUGUUGUUGGGGCAGUAUUCGACCGGGAAGACGACGUUUAUUCAGCACUUGUUGAAGAGACCGUAUCCGGGCGCGCACAUCGGGCCGGAACCAACCACGGAUAGGUUCGUGGUUUUGACGCACGGGUUGGACGAUCGAACGACGCCGGGGAAUACAAUGGCGGUCAAUUCUGCCUUACCAUACACUGGUUUACAGUCCUUUGGGACUGGAUUUUUAUCCAAGUUUGAGGGUUCUCAGUGCGACGCCGAGUUGUUGAAUUCGGUUUCCCUCAUCGACACGCCCGGGGUACUUUCCGGCGAGAAGCAAAGGAUCGAUCGCGGGUACUCGUUUCCGCAAAUUUGCAACUGGUUUGCCGCGAGAAGCGAUAUUAUUUUGUUACUCUUUGAUCCGUACAAGUUGGAUAUUUCCGAUGAAUUCAAAUCGGUCAUCAACGCGUUGAGAGGCCACGAUGAUAAAGUGCGAGUCGUGUUGAACAAAGCCGAUCAAGUGAGCGAACAGCAAUUGUUGAGAGUGUACGGCGCUCUGAUGUGGAGUUUAGGUAAAGUGUUUAUGACGCCGGAAGUGUGCAAAGUGUACGUUGGGUCUUUCAAUACGGAACCGAUUAAAACGGACGUGAAUAAAAUGCACGACAUUUUUCAAAUGGAACACGAGGCGUUGAUGGCGGAUUUGAUGAACAUUCCGGCAAAGUCGUGCGAUAGAAAAGUGAACGAGUUCGUGAAACGAACGAGAGCGCUGAGAACGCACAUGAUGAUUAUAGGAGACUUGUGGAAACAAAUGCCCACGGCGUUUGGUCACGAAAAGAAACAGAAGAAAUUAUUGGCCAACAUCCACGACGAAUUUCGGAAGACGACGAUGGAAAACAAUUUGCCGCCCGGGGAUUUACCAAACCCGGAACGAUUCGCGGCAAUUUUAGAGCCGAUGCAACUCCACAAGUUCCCUCGAGUGGACAAGAAGGCGUUGUCGUCCAUAGAGGAGGUUUUGACCCAGGAUAUUCCGAGCUUAAUGCAGCGCUUCGGCAAUCCGUUUUGA